Myotis daubentonii (Daubenton's bat) is the source of this 1051-nucleotide messenger RNA. It is a transcript of the gene IVL, whose product is annotated as involucrin. The record is from RefSeq and is a predicted model, not a curated record. NCBI's taxonomy places the organism in Eukaryota, Metazoa, Chordata, Mammalia, Chiroptera, Vespertilionidae.
UGUUUUUCAGGUUGACCUGAAGCAGCUUCCGAGAUGUCCCAGCAGCAACACACUCUGCCAGUGACCCUGCCCCCAGCCCUCAGCCAGGAGACCCUCAAGCCUGUUCCUCCUCCCGCUGACAUCCAGCAGGAGCAGGUGAAGCAGCCAACUCCACUGCCUGUCCCAUGCCAGGAGGUGCCCUCUGAGCUCCCAACGGAGGUCCCCUUGGAGCAAGGAGAGAAACACACAACUCCUGCGAAGGGGGUGCCGGAGCAAGACUGUGAGCCCCAGCCCCAGAAGCUACAGCAGCAGGAACAGCAUCGGGAACAGCAGCAGCAGGAGGAGCAACAGGAGCAGAAGGGGAAGCAGCAGCAAGAGGGACAGUGUGAGGACCAGGAAGCAGAAAACUUGGAGCAGCAGCUGGAGGAGACUAAAGCACGAAGGGAGCAACAGCUAAAGGAGCAGCUGGGACAGGAGAACAAGCUCCCGGACCAGCAACUGGAUGGAGAGCUAGCAAAGAGAGAUGAGCAACUGGAGAAGAAAGGAGAGCAGCUGCUGGAGCACCCCGGACAGCAGGAGAAGCAGCCAGAGCCAGCAGAGCAGCUGGAUGGGCAGCUCGAGCAACCUGCAUGUGUCCCAGCUCCUGGCCAGGCCCAAGAGACCCACCCAGUCCAGCCACUGAAGGGAGAAGUCUUGCCCCCUACAGAGGAGCAACAGCAGAAGCAGGAGGUGCAGUGGCCUCUCAAGCAUAAGUAACCACCCCCAGAUCCCAGAGGCCCUCAGGCCACCGCACAUAAGUGGAGAGCUGAACCAGUGGCCUCACUUACCUCAGGUCCCCCAGUCGGGAUGGCCCACCUCAUCUGUGAACCUGCCUGACCCUGUACCCCUGCUUGUCUCUGUGAUAGAGUGGGAUGGGGGAGGGGGCAGUUAUUGCCCAGAACCUACUCCUGAUGACUCCAGUCCCACCCCAUCCCAACCUCAGGUGGCCAGAGCCUCUGCCUGAGGACAGUUACUAUAGUCACUCUGACGCCAUCCCCAGUAUUAUAGCCGAAUCUGUGAGUGUGUACAAUGA